UCACACCCCAGACUCAAAUAUGCAAACGCCGGGCUGCAGCCCUCCCGUUCUCUUCCCCGACAAUUACACGAGCUAAACCAGGCAUUUAAAAAAAAAAAAAAAAGGGGAAAAAUGAACUUAUCAACGAGAAAACAGAAUACAUAGAGAAGGGAAAGUCAGGAACGUUACCUCACAGAAAGCAGAUUUCUAGAGGGAGUGGAUUUGUCUUGAAAAUGGCGAUUCCUUUGCCGGAAUUACAGAGGAGAGAGGGGGCAGUGCUACCGUCGAGUUCGUUGAGUGCAGCGUCUUUUGGAGGUUGCUCAACGGACUCCGAAGGCAAGUCUCCGAUUCUGAUAUUCUUCUUGUUUCACAAGGCGGUCCUCAAUGAGCUCGAUUCGCUCCACCGUCUGGCCAUGGCUUUGGCCACUGGCCACCAGGUCGACAUUCAUCCUCUUUUCCAACGUUAUCGCUUCCUUAGAUCGGUUUAUACGCACCACUCCUAUGCCGAAGACGAGGUUAUCUUCCCAGCUUUGGACAUACGUGUUAAAAAUGUGGCACAAACGUACUCUCUUGAACACAGUAGUGAAAGUAAUCUUUUUGAUCAUGUAUUUGAGCUGCUAGAUUCUUACAUGAAAAAUGAUGAAAGCUUCCCAAAGGAGUUAGCUUCUUGUACAGGAGCACUACGGACGUCAAUCAGCCAGCACAUGGCAAAAGAGGAGGAACAGGUCUUUCCCUUGCUUAUUGAAAAGUUUUCACUUGAAGAACAAGCAUCACUUGUAUGGCAGUUCUUAUGCAGCAUUCCUGUGAAUAUGAUGCAAGAAUUCCUUCCCUGGCUUUCAUCCUCUAUUUCAUCUGAUGAAUAUCAGGAUAUGAGGAAGUGCUUAAGUAAGAUAGUUCCAGAAGAAAAGAUUCUUCAGCAGGUUAUCUUCACCUGGAUGGAAGGAAGGAAUGGUGCUGCCAUGCUGGGAAGCUCAGUAGAUGAUUCUAACGUCCAAUGUUGCUUAGGUUCUGCUGCCAGCACAUUAACUGCACCAUUGGACACUGUAAUAUGUGCAUGUGGAGCACCCAGCAGUGGAAAAAGGAAAUAUUUAGCAACUAAUAAUGAUGUUCUUGAGACUGAUGGAACACAUCCAAUGAAUGAAAUAUUGCUUUGGCAUAAGGCUAUUGAGAGAGAGUUGAAUGAUAUAGCUGAGGAGGCUAGGAAAAUUCAAGUCUCUGGAGAUUUCACUAACUUAUCAGUCUUCAAUGAGCGAUUGCAAUUCAUUGCUGAAGUGUGCAUCUUUCAUAGUAUUGCAGAGGAUAAAGUCAUAUUCCCUGCAGUUGAUGAGGAAUUGUCAUUCUCCCAGGAACAUGCUGAGGAAGAAAGUCAAUUCAAUGAAUUUAGGUGUUUGAUUCAGAGUAUACAAGAUGCAGGAGCAAUGUCUACUUCCAUUGCUGAAUUUUUUCCCAAGUUAUGCUUGCAUGCUGAUCAAGUUAUUGAAACUAUAAGGAGGCACUUCAAUUCCGAGGAAGUUCAGGUGCUCCCACUUGCACUGAAGCACUUUAGCUUUGAGAGACAGCGUGAACUUUUGUAUCAAAGCUUCUGUGUGAUGCCCUUGAGAUUGAUUGAGCGUGUCCUCCCAUGGUUGAUUGGAUCAUUGACUGAUGAUGAAGCCAGGAAUUUCCUUAAAAACAUGCAGUUGGCAGCUCCAGCAAUAGAUACUGCUCUGGUUACACUUUUUACUGGUUGGGCUUGCAAGGGUCAUAACCAGGGCAUAUGUGUGUCUGCAGAUGGCUGUGGUUGCUGUCCUGUUAAAAAGUUCAGGGAUAUUGAAGAAGAUUUUGUUAGAUCAUCUUGUCCAUGCACUUCAGCAUCUCACGAAGAUGAAGCCAAAAGGCCAGCCAAGAGAAACAUUGUUUCAUGUAGAAACAGCAAUACUUCUGAACCCCUAGACACUGCAAAUGCCUGUAAAACAUUGUCUAGUGAAAGGUCAUGCUGCGUGCCAGGUUUAGGUGUAAAUAGUAAUAAUCUAGGGAUGAGUUCUCUUUCAACAGCUAAAUCUUUGCGGUCCUUGUCUUUUAGCUCCUCUGCUCCAUCUCUAAAUUCCAGUCUUUUUCUCUGGGAAACAGAUAAUGGCUCUUCUGAUUUUAGGUCUGCAGAGAGACCCAUUGAUAUUAUCUUCAAAUUUCACAAAGCCAUAAUCAAAGACUUGGAGUAUCUGGAUGUUGAAUCUGGAAAGCUAAGUGACUGUGAUGUGACAUUCCUCCGCCAGUUUAUUGGAAGAUUUCAUCUGUUAUGGGGUUUUUACAGAGCCCAUAGUAAUGCUGAGGAUGAAAUUGUUUUUCCAGCAUUGGAAUCUAAAGAGGCACUUCAUAAUGUUAGUCACUCAUACACACUAGACCAUAAGCAGGAGGAAAAAUUAUUUGAAGACAUUAAUGGUGUUCUUUCUGAGCUUUCACGCCUUCAUGAAAGCUUACCCAGAGGUCAUUUUGCACAGGAUCUAACUGGAAGUAGCCCUGAAGUUUCUGCUGCUCAUGGCAGUGAUUGUAUGAGGAAGUAUAAUGAACUAGAAACUAACCUACAAGGAAUGUGCAAAUCUAUAAGAGUUACUCUAGAUCACCAUAUUUACAGGGAAGAACUGGAGCUUUGGCCAUUGUUUGGAAAACAUUUCUCUAUUGAGGAGCAAGACAAAAUAGUUGGCCGCAUAAUUGGGACAACAGGUGCAGAAGUUCUUCAGUCGAUGUUGCCAUGGGUGACUUCUGCCCUCACUCAGGAUGAGCAAAAUAAAAUGAUGGACAUAUGGAAGCAUGCGACCAAAAACACAAUGUUCAAUGAAUGGCUUAAUGAGUUCUGGAAAAGACCUGAAUCGCAGAAUGAGACAUCAGAAUCUAGCAUUUCUCAGCAAGGUAAUGACUUCCAAGAGAGUUUGGACCAAAGUGAUCAAAUGUUUAAGCCAGGGUGGAAAGAAAUUUUUAGAAUGAAUCAAAAUGAACUUGAGUCUGAGAUCAGAAAGGUCUACCGAGACUCAACACUUGAUCCGAGGAGAAAAGCUUAUCUUGUUCAAAAUCUUCUGACUAGUCGCUGGAUAGCUGCUCAACAAAAGUUACUGCAAGCAUCAUCCGGUGAAACUUCUAAUGUUGAAGAAAUAACAGGAUGCUGUCCAUCAUUCCGAGAUCCUGAGAAGCAAGUAUUUGGGUGUGAGCACUACAAAAGAAACUGCAAGCUUCGUGCUGCUUGCUGUGGCAAGUUGUUUACCUGCAGGUUUUGCCAUGACAAAGUCAGCGAUCACUCAAUGGAUAGGAAAGCAACCACAGAGAUGAUGUGCAUGAGCUGCCUACAAAUUCAGGCUGUUGGGCCAAUAUGCACCACUCCUUCUUGCAAUAGACUCCCAAUGGCAAAGUACUAUUGCAAUAUAUGCAAGUUUUUGGAUGAUGAAAGGACUGUAUAUCACUGCCCAUUUUGCAAUUUAUGCCGUGUUGGGAAAGGUCUUGGCAUUGAUUAUUUCCAUUGUAUGACAUGCAAUUGUUGCCUGGGUAUAAAGUUGGUGAACCACAAGUGCCUGGAAAAAAGUUUAGAAACAAAUUGUCCAAUCUGUUGCGAUUUUCUAUUCACAUCAAGUGCAACAGUCAGAGCUCUACCUUGUGGCCAUUACAUGCAUUCAGCUUGUUUCCAGGCAUACACUUGCAGUCACUACACCUGUCCUAUUUGCAGCAAAUCCUUAGGAGAUAUGGCAGUUUACUUUGGCAUGCUUGAUGCAUUGCUGGCUGCUGAAGAACUUCCAGUGGAAUAUAGAGAUCGUUGUCAGGACAUACUUUGUAAUGAUUGCGACCGAAAGGGCACAGCACGAUUCCACUGGUUGUAUCAUAAGUGUGGAUUUUGUGGUUCUUACAACACUCGGGUGAUCAAGAGCGAUGCAGCAAUCCCAGACUGUCCCUCAUCACACUAAUGGGGAGGUUUUUGUUUAUUUAUUUAUUUUUUUCUCUUCUUCAAAAAGGUAAAGUCAUUACUUUGUACAUAUUUUGUAUAGCCAAUUCAAUUUUCCAAAGGAGGCGGCUAUUUCCCCAAAUAUUUCCAUACGUGAUCAAGCAUGUCUCUCGGAGAGUUGUCUUUUGUGGGUUUGGGUUCAUCAAGAGCAUGCAGAUAGUUGUAGAAGCUACAUGGUAACAAAAUGAUGUAUAGAGAUUUUUGCUUCACGAUAUUACAUACAAUAGAAUUAUACAUAAUCU
Molecule: messenger RNA, 4185 nt
Organism: Rubroshorea leprosula
Lineage: Eukaryota; Viridiplantae; Streptophyta; Magnoliopsida; Malvales; Dipterocarpaceae
Source: the annotation of a GenBank genome assembly